Messenger RNA from Synchiropus splendidus (mandarinfish), 9489 nucleotides. RefSeq names its product spermatid perinuclear RNA binding protein (gene strbp). Gene Ontology annotation, molecular function: double-stranded RNA binding; single-stranded RNA binding. Lineage: Eukaryota; Metazoa; Chordata; Actinopteri; Syngnathiformes; Callionymidae. The record is from RefSeq and is a predicted model, not a curated record. Gene Ontology annotation, cellular component: precatalytic spliceosome. The coding region runs from base 602 to 2863 and encodes 753 amino acids. The transcript has 19 exons.
AGAUUAUCAGUGAGAUGAUAGGUGGGACUGUGGCUUUGUGUGUGUGGAGAGAUUUCUUUAUCUGAUUAGAAGGGAUAUCCAAUAAAGAAGGAUUUAUAGGAUUCGGAUUUCUCUGCUCUGCACGCGCACACCAAACCUCGCUCACAUGCCCAUUAGGAGGAAGAGAAAAGCCUUUUUAUUGACUGCAAAUCGUGUUUAAGUUGACACACUCCGCGCUGUCGGCAGUUGUGAGUAUGUUAAUGUGUGGUUAUGUCCCCCAAGCUUGCGUGGCCAGGGAUUGAAGACGGUCCUUUUGCCCAAGGUAGCUGGGAUAGGAGUGACACUGAAGCGGGAGAUGAUUUUUUGGAUCUAGUUUGUGCUGCAUUCCGUCUGCUGCGACACACAAACAACAGACCAGGAAAAAGAGAAGCGUGAGCCUGAAGACGGCCAGGAGGACAGAAGGAGAAGCUCAUCUUCUGGUCUGUGGGAGGCGAAAGCGACACAUGGGCACAUGACGAGAAGAAGCAGUGCAGCAGCAGCAGCAAGAUCCUGACCAGAACCUCAGUCACAGCAGCAGCGGGCGUCAGAAGGAAGGAAACCUGCCAGUUCUCCGGGUACAGCCAUGAGGUCCUUCCGCUCCUUUAGCAAUGAUGACCGCCACGUCAUGGCAAAGCACUCCACCAUCUACCCGUCCUCUCAGUAUCUGGAGGCUGUCCAGACGCUUGUGUCCACCGUGGAAUGUGCCCUCAAACAGGUGUCCGAUUGGCUGGACCAAACCAACGAAUCUCAGUUUGUCAAUCAGGUGGUCAGCCAACAACCAGAGGGCACAGAAGAGGAAGAGCCUGCAGAUGAAGCUGGAGAAGGGGCCGAGGAGUCCAACGAUAUUAGCAGGGAGUCGAGCGGUGUGCUGUGUGGAGUGAUGAGAAUCGGCUUGGUGGCCAAAGGCCUCCUGAUCAGAGGCGACAUGGACCUGGACCUGGUGUUGAUGUGCAGAGACAAACCCACGCAGACGCUGCUGGACACCGUCUGCCACCAUUUACCCACACAGAUCCAGAAGCUGUCAGAAGAGAAAUAUGAGGUCACCAGUUCCUCGCCGGAGGCAGCCAUCUUGGUACGGACAACAACAGAACCCAAACUCUCGCUGAAGAUUACGCUCACGUCACCAGCAAUGAGAGAGGGUGAAGAGGAAGAGGAGGAGGAUGAAGAGGAGCUGGAGGAGGAGGAGGAGGGGGAGCAGCAGGAAGACAGAGAAGGGUUGAACGGGGAAGAAGAAGAGGUGGAGGGGGGCACUGAGGAGUAUGAAGAGGAGGAGCAGGAGACAUGUACCAAUGAGCAAGUGUUGGGUGCUGCUGCGCAGACAGUGGAGGCUGAGGCUGAGGAGGAGGAGGAGGAGGAGGAGGAAGGGGAGGUGCUGGAUAGACACAGAUGUCUGUUGGCCCUGGCAGCGCUGCGACACGCCAAGUGGUUCCAGGCUCGAGUCAACGGACUCAAAUCCUGCGUUAUUGUUCUCAGGAUACUCAGAGACAUGUGCAAUAGACAUCCCACCUGGGAGCCUCUUAAGGGCUGGCCAUUAGAGCUCAUCUGCGAAAAGGCCAUCGCCACCUGCAACAGACCUCUGGGAGCGGGAGAAGCUUUACGACGAGUCAUGGAAUGUUUAGCCUCGGGCAUUCUGCUGCCAGGAGGCCCAGGUUUACACGACCCGUGCGAGAAAGAGCCAACAAACACACUGGCCAACCUGACCGACCAGCAGGCUGAGACCAUUACCUCCAGUGCACAGCACGCUCUCAGGCUCAUGGCCUUCGGUCAGCUCUACAAGGUGUUGGAAAUGGAGCCGCUCCCCUCCAACAAGCCCUCACAGAAAUAUCCCUGGGCUGACAAAGAAGGUUUAGGUCUGAAGAGGCCGUACGAGGAUGGAACAAUGGACGACAAGGACCUCAUCAAGAAAAUGAAGAGGAAUCUAAGAAAAGUCCUGGACAGCAAAGCCAUAGACUCCAACCAGCCAAUGAAUGCCCUCAUGCGACUGAACCAGAUCCGGCCGGGGCUGCAGUACCGCCUGCUGUCGCAGUCGGGUCCAGUUCACGCUCCAGUCUUCACCAUGUCCGUGGACCUGGAUGGGACCAUUUACGAAGCAUCCGGUUCCUCCAAGAAGACGGCCAAACUACACGUAGCAGUGAAGGUUCUCCAGGCGAUGGGCUACCCAACGGGUUUCGACUCAGAUCUGGACCCAAUGAGUUCAGAUGAGAAGUCAGAUGGAGAAGGAAAGAGCGAGUCGUCGACCACCUCAAGCAAUAACGCAACACACUCCACAGACUCCAACACACUGGAGGUGAGAACUCAGGGCCCCAUACUCACGGCGAGUGGGAAGAACCCCGUGAUGGAGCUGAACGAGAAGAGACGAGGACUCAAGUACGAGCUCAUCUCUGAAAGUGGAGGAAGCCAUGACAAACGCUUUGUGAUGGAGGUGGAGGUGGAUGGGCAGAAGUUUCGUGGGGCUGGCCCCAACAAGAAGGUUGCGAAGGCCAGUGCGGCUCUAGCUGCUCUCGAGAAACUGUUCUCUGGCCCAAAUGCAGCAUCUGCCAAGAAGAAGAAAAUCCUGCCUCAGACUAAAGGAGCGCUGGCCGCUGCAGCCGCCGCCUCGGCAGUAGCAGCUCAGGUAGCCAGAGGAAGAGGAAGGGCCACUCUGGCACGAGGAGCCUUCGUCAGUGCAGCAGCGCCUGGAUACGUCACCGCAGCAGGUUUCGGGACGCCAUACGGCUACAGUCCAGCUGCAGCAGCUGCUCCUGCAUACGGAGGUCUGUUCAUCGACAAUCCCUUCUACCAGCCACGGACCAUCGCUCCAUUCAUCAUCCACUUGGGACCGCAGGAUCUUUUCUCUGACUUCUAGAGGUGCCAGGUCUUUGGAUUUGAGGCUCACGCUGACUCUGCACAGGAGCCCACGCGUUCAUCUGUGCGCACACGUGGCUGCUGCCUUCUUCUCCUCCUCGCCGAUGGACUCACACCGCCAUAAGGACUUUGUCUGCUGGAGGACCUCACCGCAACACGGGACAACAGCAGCUGGCCACUCUACACAAAAGCAAUACUGGGAAUUUGGGAGAAGGGUCCGGCUGCGACUGAAUGCGCUGCUUUUUCUUAUAGCAAUACACCUGAACUCCUCUCUUCAAACUUACUUGAGAAGACGUGAAUGUUGGAGUUCCUGCGUUGCAAUAGCUCAUUUUUUGAUUGUAUAUUCAUCGUAUGUGUGUGUGUGUGUGUGUGUGUGUGUGUGUGUGUGUGUGUGUGUGUGUGUGUGUGUGUGUGUGUGUGUGUGUGUGUGUGUGUGUGUGUGUGUGUGUGUGUGUACACAUGUGGCUAUAACAUGACUAUAUACACAUAUAUAUGUAUGUUUCUAUAACCACGUGGUGACAAUACUAUCACUAUAUUAAAAUGUAUCUAUGUAAAUACACUAUGAAAUAUAACAUGUUGGUAUAAAUUAUUUUAGAAUGAUAAAGUGAAAUGUAUCUGUAAUAUCACAGUAUAGCUUUCUUCCAAUUUUAUAUCCACUGAGCAUCGAGAGCUAGUUGUAGGAGACGCAAUAUUAUCUUUAUUAAUCUGUGCUGGUAGAACUAUGACGCGUCCUCUGUUCUUUCUCUACUUUCAUGUAACUUUGAUGUCGUUCUUCUGAGUCGUUGCUGCCUGGGAUUAUUGAUGUGGGCCACCUCCCUGUCAGAAAGCACAAGUCUCACCGCUGACAAGACCAGCACCAAGUCCAUGCUACAUUUGCUGCCUGUGUGCGCUCGCGUUUGCUGUUGGUCAUGAACCCAAACGCCACCCAGGACGGACGUCUGCUCUGCUGACGUCUGCCGCCAGCCUGAUUUUCAGGUGGUGACAGAGAUGAGGGGCAAAUCUUUAAACUGGUCCCUCAGGUCACUGCAGAAACUCAAGCUAUCAAGUGAUCCACCUCACCAUUCCUGUCACGCUGAGACAGCAUUGUUCACAGACCACGCACAGGAGUCAAAUCCAACGUAUGUUAUUUAUUCCAAUUACGCCACAAGUUGAGUUCACAGCCAAGAUGCAAAAGCACUACAGCAGCAGCAAAAGCUCAUGCAGCAAAACCUUUAAAAAAAAAAACUGCUAGGCCUCUGUCUCUGUAUCCUCAGUCGGGGCAGUAGUGACCGAGUGCACAUGCUUCAUUCUGCAGUUUCAGUACAAAACACACACCAAGCCAACAGGGCAUUUUCACCAUAUUUCACCAUAUUUCAAUACACCAACUUCCACACACCAGCUUCAUUGAGGGAGCUCAGCAGUGGCAUGCACAACGCAGCAUGGGAUGUCUGUUGAAACAGGUUGUUGAAGACCCCAGUCGAUUUUAUGCAGUGACUUAGUGGAAUAAGUGGAACCUUUUGGAUGCACCACCAUCUCCUUCUUCAGUCAGACUCAGACUUCAUUGACUCUGGAGGCUGAGAAUAACUUGUCUUCAAGAGAGUUUAGCUAUAGAUGUGCACAUGCUGGCAGGCGAUUGGGUGGAAGCCUGUUGAAAAGGGUUUGGCUUUGAACUGACCAAAACUUAUUGACUCUUCAGCUUCAGUCCUGAACUGCAGUGGAUGGCUGGGGCUGAUGUGGCAACAGGGCGAAGUCAGGAGGCUCUGCAUUUACACGCACAGAUCAUAAUCCAGCUGUCACUAGUUAAUCUGAGCGCUUGUUUUGGGAUUAUGCCCUCAUAGAUGCUUCACAGGAAGUCAAGAUCCUUACCUUCGCUCCUCACGUGAGGCCAUCACGGCAAAAAUCACAUAUGUUGUCGGGUGAGCGUCAAAGAAAAGCGCAACAGGAAGCCCAUGACUUUCAAAGAGAAAGUUGCAGAACGUUUAGAGAGAAUUGAGUGUGUUCUUGCUACACUGAGUAGUGUUUGGUGUAACGGCAUUGGUCAUUUCAAUGCAUGUCACCAACCUUCUCUAUCGACCAACACCUUUGUUCAGUUGGGCGCCAACAGCCAUCAACUUUUGCUUCUGAAAGUGAAUUUUUAGUCAGCCGACGCUCGCCUCUCUCUUUCCCCCUCACAAACAAAUCCACCACUUUCCUCCAGUGGGAAAUCUCUGUGGAGAGAAAGCGAGGCUGCUGAUGGUGAAAAUAGCUUUGUCAAACACUCGCUGAGGUAUGAAAAAACAAAAAAAAAACCAAGCUUUAAUUAGCUGUGCUGCUAAUUAAAGAGAAGGCAAACGGCUUCAGAUGCUCUCACACGUCUGUGUUAGCCUCAGUAUCAUGGGAGGACGGAGCUGCUAUGGAGCCCUCGUGGGGAGUUCUGUGGGCGAUUGUAGGGGCUUCUCAGUGCUUGGAUUGAUGCGGAGAGGUUUGGAUGGAGUUGUUUCACUGGAGGGAGAACAGAAGCGACUGAGUCAAAUCACUUGCGUGUCCUCACUUUACCUGACGCAGACUUGAGACCAAUAAAAUCCACAUUUGUGAGGUUGAUAGAUUUUUAAUGAGGAAACAGAUGGUGGCUGGAUCUGUGGCUCAGACUGGUUUUUGAAGUGAGCUGUGGUUGAAGGGCUGAAUUCAUAGACUGGUGCCUGAAAAAUGAAUAUACUAAACACUUGUCACGCCAACCAAACAGGUGCAUCAGUGGGAUGUGCGCCGCAUAUAUUAGUCUUGUGAGGUCUCGGCGCUUUGUCUUGGCUCACUCUUUUCAUUUUUGUGUGGCUCAUCCUCGUAUUUAUUGUUAAUAAUUCUAAAUUUACUUCUCGAUGUUAUUCACAGUUGUGCAAAACAAGCCAUGUCAAACAAUAUUGAAUGACAUGAUGACAACAAUCUGGACUAAGAAACACUUUCCGUAGAAUUAUCAAGGCGACCAAAAUAAUUUCAUCAGUCACCAUAAAUCUGUAAUCUCUCCACAUUGCAUUACUCUGCAAUCUCUGUGGUUGUUUUCUGCUCUCGCUCAGAUCAGACAGUCGAAAGAUUUGGCUCUUUUUACUCAUUCAUUCAUUGGUUACGGCCCUUUGGCGGGAUGCUGCUGCUGCUGCUGAUGGCCUCACCCGGUCAUAUAUUUGACAUUACUAAUACUUUGAUGCUUAUAUCACGCCGUGUACUGCAUUACUACCGUCGGAAGACUCUGAUACAGUACAGCCCACCUGAGGUUUACCCUAAAGAAGGGGUCAACAGCAGGGUACCAGCCACAAGCUAGAACUUCAGCUACACUGACCACAGCCAGGACAAGGCCGUGGUAGAACUGUGAUCUCUGGGAGAUUGAUUUAUUGAUCGGUACCUGGAGAUCGAUGACUUCCUGCUCUUCAUUCGAAGCUAUUCUUGUUCAGCCCAGAAUGGUCAAUGCUCCCAUGCAAAGGUCAUGUCGGCAUGUAAACAGAUCCAAUCCAACUGCAACAGUCUGCGGCCUGGUUGGACUUGAGCGGAGUCCUGUGGUGCCACUGCGCCGCUGCGCUUCGUCCCAGGCUGUUGGAUAUUUAUUAUGGGCUAAAAAUAAACCUGUCAGGAGAAACAAAAUCAAAAGAGCUGCAGUCUCGGUCUGAUCACUUGAGCAGGGUUUCAUCCUGAAAACAAACUAUUCAAAGAAGCAAAUGUGUGAUAGUUAUUGAACGACUGCUGUAGAUAUUAUCUAAAUUAAUCUUCAAUGUUUCACUGCGAAUCCUCAGUUCAGUUGGCUGAAAAACUGAAGCAUCACUGAGCGGCGCUUUCACAUGGCACGAUAGGAUUGUCGCUUCUGCACAACUGGCAGAAUGUUGAUGUAGCUCUCCGACGCACAAGGAAAGGAUCUGGAAUCCACUCGAGACACUGGGCAUCUCUGUCCCCUUCAAGGGCCCCUGUUAUCCACCUCUGGAGGCAGUUUAUCACAAGUCAAACACUUGAACUUGAAGGAACUUAAACGUCUUCAUGUUCCCAGAGUGUAAAACCGCCGUCACGUGUCUGCUGGUGUUAUCAGGAACACAGAGAGCUAUGCGCCGCAUUCAAAGUGGACCAAUUGAUGUAACGAUCUUGAGAUGCUGAUGAAAUUUGGAGUCAAUGAAAAGAAGUGCUUGAGCGAUAAUUUGUGCAAAAAGUGCCGUUGUCUUAUCUGCGGUUUAUUCUCACUAGACAGUGGUUAGUGUUGGCAGCUUCUUUGUUGAGUGGAAUCUGGGUAAGUGCUCUACCUACUCUCUCAUAAAUCCAGAGGCUUGGUGGAGGUGCUGUUGCUUGGUGAGGCGCCACCUAGUGGAAGUUGGGACAUCACUGCAGGCAAAUAAAAAAUAAUGUGAGCAACACAGCCCGAGGAAAGUGCAAAUGACCUUAAUAUCAUUUUCACAAUGUUGCAUAUAUAUAUUCGCCUUGUGCGUUCGAUUCAGUUGCAUAGGUCUUAACAGGCCUCCAAUGAUUAUUAUUUUGGGACAUACACAAGCCAUAAAAUACAAUGUAAACAUUUUGCUUUAAAUAUAUGAAUGGCUUCAUGAAUAUGUUUAACACUUUAAAAGACGUGUGAAUGUAUCACAACAUCACAUCUAGCUCCCUCAUCCAUCCAUUUCUCUCCCUCUGAUAGGAGACGUGGUUAGUGUGUGCGGUUUAUCUGCGACUGAGCCGGUGGAUGGCUUCCGCUUCUUCAGAGAAUAGGGGUUACUGUUGUAACCUUCCUUCAUUUUGCAAUGACUGAGUGCCAUAUGAUUGAAAAGUGAAAAGGAAGGACAAGGAUGUUCAAAUUACACAAGAAUGUGAAGCUUUUUAGCCCAAAUUCCAAGUAUAUAUCCUCAUGAAUUUACAAGUUUGACUUCUCAGAGGUUUGGUGGACAGGAGAAAUAGUUUUCACGGUUGCGUGAGAGGACAGAAUCAUUUCUGACUUAUCAACAAAUUUUAUAUGUUUUCAUCUUUAAAUUCAAGAUGCAGGAUGAUCCCAUGAGCCAAACUUCUCUGCUUUUGUUUCUCUUCCAGCUGGUGUAACACACUGUAUCAAAUGUAUAUGACGUGUACAGUCGACAACUGUGCAGCAGUUUCAAGAAAUAACCUGCAAAAACUCUUCAAAUUCCCGUCUUGUCAGGGGGAUUGCACCUCUUUCAGUGAACCAGUGAAGCACAACUGACCCCCACAUUGUUCUCAGGUCUCCCUGACAUGCACAUGUAUGCAAAUACUCACAUACAGCUCUGCAAGUACUCAGACACUGAGCACAUAAGGAAACACAAUUUGCUUGCUCGUCACUGCAGUACACAUAUGUAUUUCACCUGGUGUUUCUGCUUUGGGAUUUUGAGCCAUGAAGAGGCACAGAAAACCCGGUUGUGAUGGAAGUGCUUGGCAUUUGUCCUGUAGCAUUGUACAUAGAGCUUUAUGGCCAGGUCUGAAGUAAGAGUGUGUCAAGUGUUGGGGUUUUAGUUGCCAUACAUAAAAUAUAAAGGUCAGUCAGGUGGGGCUUGACUUCAGCCACACUAUUAACAAACACUUGGAAUGUAAAGAUUCAAAUUUCAGUAGAUUCCGCGAGGAUUCUGAAGCUUUUGUGACAUACAUUUAAUCCACCUGAGGGGUUUGGAAGUGCAGCACCAACCCAGCCAGCAUCAGAUAGGAGACGUCUAGACGGCUAGAAAAUGUCAAGCCUGCUCUUUAAGAGGAAGCCGUUCAGCUCAGUGCUGCAUUAUCACAGAUAUACACAGGCUUAACUGGGACCAGAGUGUUAAUGUGCUUGGAAACACAACGGCAGAAGAGUCUAAAAGAGCGAUCGGCUCUGCAGAGCAGCAGAAAUAGAUCCAGAUCACGUUUCACCUGCUGAGACCAAGUUAACCAGACUAACUGCUGAACAGAUGGUUUUCCAGCCCAGUGCAUCCCAGUGUGUGUGUGUAUGGGUUAGUGGAAACGGUGAAGAACCCACAGUCAUUUGCACAGAGUCAUCAUGUCACAGUCACACUGAGCAUGUCGGGCCAGCAAAAGUCACGACACUUUGGCUGAGAAUGUACGUUGUCCUUCUAGUGAUUGUAGAGUAGAAUGUAUUUACUCGUAGAAAGAGUACCUUGCUUUUUUACUGCAGAUGCAUAUAUACCUAAUGUAUACACACACACAUAUAUAUAUAUAUAUAAAUAUAUAUAUAUAUAUGUGUGUGUGUGUGUGUGUGUAUGUGUAUACAUUGACACAUAUAUAUACAUUGACACAUAUAUAUGAACCAAUAUUGUAAAACUUAUAGUCUUUUAAAUCUCUCAAAUUGUUUUAGGUUCAUUUCAGCUUUAAUGAUGCAUAUUUCUUCCCCUUCUACAUUUUACACUUUUUUUAUAUAUAUAUAUAUAUAUUUGGCAUUAUGGCAUACCAGUGACACAAUUGUUCCACGUGAAUAUAUUUUGCUUUUUUCUUUUUUGAGAAAUACAGGCUGAAGCAAAUGUUUGACAUGUUGCCAACAAAAUAUACAUAUAUAUAAAUAAAUAAAUAAAUUAUAUAUAUAUAUAUAUCAGGGCAAAAUGAAGACAAAAAAUAAUGGAUGAUAUUUAGGCUGGCUGUGUUAUAUUGAGUAGCAACAUUUAUGACAUUGAUGAUGUCUCUGUUCCCCACACAAGCGAUGCUUGAGUUGAUGAAUAAAGUUCAGAA